Molecule: messenger RNA, 3408 nt
Organism: Hippocampus zosterae (dwarf seahorse)
Lineage: Eukaryota; Metazoa; Chordata; Actinopteri; Syngnathiformes; Syngnathidae
Exons: 10
Coding region: 168-1394 (408 amino acids)
Biological process (GO): endoplasmic reticulum to Golgi vesicle-mediated transport; positive regulation of GTPase activity
Cellular component (GO): endoplasmic reticulum membrane
Molecular function (GO): GTPase activator activity
Source: RefSeq, a predicted model, not a curated record
GUUAGCGCAGCGGUUUUAUUUGUCGACGUUGUACCACAAGGAGAGUCAAAUGUUAGAAGUUGUGGUCGACGAUGUUUGUAAAAGCCUUUAUUUAGCUUCUAAAUAAGUUUGUGUGUGCCCAUGACACAACGCAGCUUCGUUUUAUAGUGAGAGGUUUUUGAAAGGAGAUGAAAAUGCUCAAGAGAAAGAAACUAAAAGGGGCGAAUGUACCUGUCACCAGAGAAGUGGACUGUGGGAGGAAGCAGAAGAUGACUGAGAUUCACCAGGCAUUAUACAGCGAUCCAGUGGACAUUGAGACCCUCAGGAGAGCCGCUGCCAGUAAGGGAGGACUGCUUUCAAAUGAACUCCGCAGGAAAGUUUGGCCCAAACUGCUCAACAUCAACGUAUAUGAGCUUCCUUAUAAGCCCGGAAAAGCUGGACGGGAGAACCACAAGGACUACAACCAGGUGGUCCUGGAUGUCAGUAGAUCCACAAAGCGCUUUUCAAAAGGUAUGCCGUCUGCGGAGCGAGCCGUACUACAGGAGCAGCUGGUGGAUAUCAUUUUGGAGGUUCUGAGGUGCAACCCGCAGCUCAGCUACUAUCAGGGCUACCACGACGUAGCUGUCACGUUGCUGCUGGUUGUUGGCGAGCGUAUGGCCAUCGCCAUGCUGCAUAAAUUAUCCAAAUAUCAUCUCAGGGACUUCAUGGAUCAGACAAUGGAUAGCACAAAGCACAUUUUAAACUACCUGAUGCCUAUCUUGGAAGAAGUUGACAAAGAGCUGCAUGACUACAUGAUCAGAGCGGAGGUGGGCACCAUCUUUGCCCUCUCCUGGCUCAUCACGUGGUACGGACACGUCCUGUCUGAGUUCAAACACACUCUGAGACUCUAUGACUUCUUCUUGGCCUCACACCCCAUGAUGCCCAUCUAUCUCGCUGCGACAAUCGUGUUGCACAGAGAGCAGGAAGUGAAGCAGACGGAAUGUGACAUGGCCAUGCUGCACCACCUCCUCUCACGCAUCCCCCAGGACCUCCCGUACGAUCUCCUGAUCAGCCAGUCCCAAGAACUGUUCCGCUGCUACCCUCCUGCCUUGCUGGCUAAGCGGCCUGCGCUACGAUCUCGUAAAAGCUUGUCCAUAAGCACCUUCAAGGACUUUCAGCUUUCGACACUCCACCAAAGACCGGACUCGGUUCUCCAGCGUCUCACCAAGGCUCAGGCCUCUGCCACUUCAAGAAAAGCUCGCCACUCGGGCUUGGACGUGGCUUUAUCCUACGACGGGGUCCAGCGAAGGGGUAAGGGGAGCAGGAUGGUCAAGAUGGCAGUGUGGGGGCUGUCGGCCACACUGGGGGCGGCCAUUUUCGCCGUGGCCCAGACGGCCAUGGAGUGGGCACCUGAUGUGUUGCUGCAGCUCUUCUGAUGGGCUUCGUCUUAGCCUCACUGCAAGGAGUCAAACCUUGUAUCUGAGAAGGACUUAGCUCACUGGGACAAGGUUUAAAGUACUGCCGUUGGCCAUUACUUUGCCCUUUGGUUCUUUGAGUGAUUUAUAUAUACCCUUUUCUGUCUUUUUUAUCUUUUUGUUUUUUGUGCGCUUGUGAGAAUCUUGAAAUAUUUAGCAGAGUUGUGCCCAAACACGAACAUUUACUGUACUUACUCACUAUCCUAGUCUCAGAGAAACAUUAUCAUUUAUUAUCUGUAAUUGUAACAAAAAGAAUUUGACAUUUUUAUUUAUUCCUCAGAAAUAAAGUAGCCUGUCGGAGGACUGUAGAGGACUAUAAUUGUUUUAUAACUGAAAGGGAAAUAUUAAUAAUACGUGUCUGUGUGUGUGAGUUUGUGUGUUAUUGCAAUGUAGCGAUUUUCCCCAGUAAUGUCUGCUCCAUGUACAGACGUCUUUGGCUCUGAAAUAUUCAUCGGCUUUUACCACUACGUACCCGCUGCAUUUGUUUGCGAAGCACAGCCUCGACCUCACUUGGGGUUUGCCCUUUUGGUCAGGCUAAACGUUGCCCAAUAAUGUGUACGACAGUUUUUGUACAGUACUUAUUGAUUUUCAUGCGCCAGGUUUAGUGCCAGUUGGACGCUCCGAUGACUGGCGCUUUAACUGUUACACUUCAAAACAAGUCUAGACGUUGCCAUUUUUGCUCAUGUCCCCCCACCCCCCCACCCCAAAAAAACAAAAAAAAAACAGUGGUACAAACGGCAUGCUUUGAGGCCUGCAGAAAACGUAGAGAGAAAGUUAAGCGACUUGUUGUUUCACUUCAGUCCUUUAUGGCACUAAAUUGCCUUUCAAAUUGUUGCCGACUGUCAAAACAAGUUCAGACAUUUCCAAACUCAGAAUGGUGAACACCUCAAAGAAAGAGAGACGCCUUUCAAAAAGUGAUUGUUGACUCCAGGUUGUUGUUACACUUCAGUCCUGUCGUGAGCAUGCAUUUUCAACUGUAGCCCGUUGUCAAUACAAAUCAAAACCUCACUCCGCACUUCAGGGUGGUAGGUGUUGUGUGUUUUAAGCUUGCUGACUGUCAAAAUGAAUCAAAAGGACAUUUCUGCCUCUGUUCGAUACAUACUGUCGCACUAAAGUCCUGUAAGUGUUGCUCGUGUGCAUUGCGCUGUCGCAACAAAUCGAGACUGCAUUUCUCCCUUCCCGUGCGUCCCGAUUGCCGGCGGUCAGGCAAUAGUCACGACGAUGUGCUUUGACGCGUGCCGACAACUCAAAGAAAGAACUCGGCUACUCAUAGACUUACUUGAGUCCUGCCUUUCAAACUGUUGCUGUCUUUCAAAACAACAUAUCCGGUGUACUCCAGUCUGUCACUCAAUUAGCUUGUUUGUUCGUUGGCCGCCUUUCUACAAUAGAAAGCGAAAUCGAGACUUUUAUUGGUAAUCACUUUAAUUCGGCAACUUCCAGGCCAAUUAACAUUUUUAUCUUUGUGGUGGUGUGCUUCAUGCACAGACAUAUUCUUUUAAUUCCAACAGCGUGGCUUUCUCUUGUAUGAUGCCAUUAUGGCUCACUGGGGUCAGUAAAUGUGAAAAUGUAACAAAAAAAAAAAUCAUGGUUCCCGUAAGGGAUUCCAAAAUUUGGACAAACUUGCCUAAUCGUCAAUGUCCUGUGAAAAACAGAUAUUUGUAUGAAAUGCGGAAAUCAACCAAAAAAAAUAAAGAAUUUUUAAUAACAAAAAUGGACUUGUUUUCACAGGACACUGAUGAUAUGCUAUCAACUGACGUGUGUCCAAAUUUGUGACUAGUAUGGAAUAUUUAUUAUGCCAACAUGCUUUAAACAAGUUUUUUUUUCCAAUGAAGGAAAGCAAGAAAAUGCUAAAUUUAAAUACCGGUAUAUAUUAUUUUAGCACUACCUGACUUUAUCCCACAAAAUGAUGUUAAGUUAUGAUUCUGAAACUGAGCUUGUGCUCUUGUGUAAAGCAGUGAAUAAAUGAUUGAUUGUA